Molecule: messenger RNA, 1062 nt
Organism: Prunus armeniaca (apricot)
Lineage: Eukaryota; Viridiplantae; Streptophyta; Magnoliopsida; Rosales; Rosaceae
Source: the annotation of a GenBank genome assembly
AUGGUGGCUGAUAAGGGCAAGAAGCUGAAGCUUUCAGAGAAAGCCGAAGAUGAUAACUCGGACCACAUCGACGAGAAGCUCGUCCUUUCCAUCGAAAAGUUGCAGGAGGUCCAAGACGAGCUCGAAAAGAUCAAUGAGGAAGCCAGUGAUAAAGUCCUGGAAGUGGAGCAGAAGUAUAACGAGAUACGCAAGCCGGUCUAUGAUAAACGAAAUGAUAUCAUCAAGUCCAUUCCCGAUUUUUGGUUAACUGCUUUCCUGAGUCAUCCUGCGCUUGGUGAACUUUUGACCGAAGAUGAUCAAAAGAUUUUCAAGCAUCUAACUUCUCUGGAAGUGGAGGAUUUUAAGGAUGUGAAGUCUGGUUACGCCAUUACUUUUCAUUUCAGCCCCAAUCCUUAUUUUGAAGAUGCAAAGCUUACGAAGACCUUUACUUUCCUUGAUGAAGUAACAAAAGUUUCUGCUACAUCAAUAAAGUGGAAAGAGGGAAUGGGCAUACCUAAUGGAGUUAAUCAUGAUAAGAAAGGGAACAAGCGACCUCAGGCUGAGGAAAGCUUCUUUAGCUGGUUUAGUGAUAGUCAACAGAAAGAUAUUUUGGAUGAUGAGAUUCAUGAUGAGAUUGCGGAGGUUAUUAAGGAGGAUCUGUGGCCCAAUCCUCUUACUUAUUUCAACCAUGAGGCUGAUGAUGAGGAUUUCGAUGAUGAAGAGGCUGAUGAAGAGGGAAAGAAUGAGGAUGAUGACUCUGAAGAAGAUGACGAUGACCAAGAAGAUGAUGAAGACGGUGAUGAGGAUGAUGGAAAUGUCCUGCCAUCUAGGCACUUGACUGCUCUCAUAAGCCAGUCACUGGUUCUUGUUUCAUGGCGUUUCUCUGUUACAAUGGGGUUAUUUUUGUGGCAUCUCCCUGAUAUGCAGUUGAAAGCUCAUUGGCAUCAUUUUAUGGUUGACUCUACUAGUAGGGAUUUUCAUUAUCGGGUAUCAAUUUGUAGAGAAAUUCUUACUCUGCCGGAAAAAGAACAGGAAAAGGUUUCUGCUGGUCUUGGAAACCAUGAAUGCUUGGCAGAGUUUUAA